AUGAUGGCAAUAGCGCGCGGCAUGCCGGCAACCACCUUAGUGCAACCAAGCGUGAUGUCUAGGGUGGGCCGCACAGUUCUCGGCUGGCUAGAAAAGUUGAAGAACUCCAUUGCAGAAACACCGCUGUACUUCUGGGUCUACAUAGGGGCACUGGUGUGGAUAACGCGUCAGCUCACAAAUCGUAGCAGCAAGGCAACUCGCCGAAUUACCGUCGCCGGUAAGCAGGUGCACCUCAACGAAGCCGAAGCUCAAAUGGCCACCAACGUUGUUGACAUUGACAAGAUUGAUGUUGACUUUAGUGACGUGGGGGGUCUGGAUGAUGUGAAGGAUGCCCUCACGGAACACAUCAAGUGGCCCUUCCAGCACCAAGAACUCUUUAGCGGUAAGACGGUACGAUCCCAUCCGAAAGGUGUGCUGCUGUAUGGGCCUCCUGGCACUGGCAAAACUCUCCUGGCUCGCGCGCUCGCCAAGGAGCUAGGAUGUUCUUUCAUUAACGUAAACACGGAGUCUAUCUUCUCCAAGUGGGUCGGCGACACGGAGCGCAACGCGGCUGCCAUCUUCACAUUGGCAGCCAAGAUUUCUCCGUGCGUCAUCUUUGUUGACGAGAUCGACUCCCUACUCAGUAGCCGUAGCGCCAUGGAUGCAACCCCACACAUGCAUGCCAAGACGAUCUUCAUGACGCACUGGGACGGGCUAGAGAAGGACAGCGACGCCCGCAUCAUUGUUGUCGGCGCCACGAACCGCCGCUUCACAAUCGACGACGCCAUUCGCCGUCGUCUUCCGCUGCAGCUGGAGGUGCCACCACCUGACGCGAAGGCACGUGAGAAGAUUCUCAGCAUCCUCCUCGCUCACGAUCUGGAGUGCAACUCCCAAAAGGACGGUCUCAUUCGCUACGUAGCGCUCAAGACGGUCGAAUACACCGGCUCUGACCUCUCGGAAUUGUGCAAAGCGGCGGCUCUCAUGCCGCUACGUGAGAUGAGGUUGGUGAGGGCAGGUGGUACUCCCUCUGCCGCCCCAGAGACGGUUCCGCCGCUAACACAGCAGCACUUUGACAAGGCCAUGGAGCGCGUAAAGGCCUCCAAGUAA
Molecule: messenger RNA, 1086 nt
Organism: Leishmania braziliensis MHOM/BR/75/M2904
Lineage: Eukaryota; Euglenozoa; Kinetoplastea; Trypanosomatida; Trypanosomatidae
Exons: 1
Coding region: 1-1086 (361 amino acids)
Cellular component (GO): mitochondrial outer membrane
Molecular function (GO): ATP hydrolysis activity; ATP binding
Source: RefSeq, a predicted model, not a curated record